GGACAGAUUUCUGUGCUCGCGCGCGAUCAACACGGUUGCCGAUUCUUACAACGGAAGUUUGAUGAAGAAGGUGCCAAAGCCGUCGACUUGUGCUACGAUGAAAUCAUCGCCGAAGCCGUCGAGUUAAUGAUGGAUCCCUUUGGCAACUAUUUGGUGCAAAAGUUGAUCGAGUGCUGCAGCGACGAACAACGUUCUGGAGUUCUACGCGCGGUUUCUGUCGUCAAGGAUGAUUCACUUGAUGGGUUGCCUGAGCUCGUCACUAUCGCUUUGAACACGCACGGUACUCGCGCGGUUCAAAAGUUGAUCGAGAUGCUCAACUCUCCCGAAGAGGUUUCUCUGGCGACGAACGCAUUACGACCUGGGGUCGUUACUUUGAUCAAGGACUUGAAUGGUAACCACGUAAUUCAGCGGUGCCUUCAAAGAUUGUCGUCUGAAGACAACCAAUUCAUCUAUGACGCGGCCAAGGUGCACUGUGUUGAGAUUGCGACUCACCGACACGGUUGUUGCGUUCUUCAGCGUUGCAUCGACCACGCCAUUGAUGAACAACGUCGUCCGUUGGUGCUCGAAAUCGCCUCUCAAGCGCUCGUGCUUUCUCAAGAUCCUUUUGGAAACUACGUCGUUCAAUACAUUUUGGACCUCGGAUUGUCUUGGGCCAACGGAGAAGUUAUGACGCAGCUCCUCGGCAACUAUGCCGAACUCUCCAUGCAGAAGUUCAGCUCCAACGUUGUCGAGAAGUGCCUCAAACUCGCCGACGCGUCUCUCGAGAAGAAUCGCAACACGGUCGUGCGUGAAAUCAUGCAGUCGCCCCUGUUGGACCGUCUUCUCAUGGAUCCGUACGGUAACUACGUCGUGCAGUCAACGCUCACUGUCACAAAAGGUGUUCUUCACACCGAACUUGUCGAGCGUAUCAGACCACACUUGCCAUUGAUCAAAAAUAGUCCGUUCGGUAAACGGAUUUUGCGAUUACUCCUGGAGAAC
Ostreococcus lucimarinus CCE9901 is the source of this 978-nucleotide messenger RNA. RefSeq lists its product with no specific name. The record is from RefSeq and is a predicted model, not a curated record. Gene Ontology annotation, biological process: post-transcriptional regulation of gene expression. Gene Ontology annotation, cellular component: cytoplasm. The annotation marks the transcript as partial. The transcript has a single exon. Lineage: Eukaryota; Viridiplantae; Chlorophyta; Mamiellophyceae; Mamiellales; Bathycoccaceae. Gene Ontology annotation, molecular function: mRNA binding.